UCUAAACGCCAUUCACAUCACUUCUGCAAGCUCCUCAGUCUCUGCGAUUCAGAGGAUCGCAUCGAAACUGGGCCAUCAGGAGCAGCAGUGACGAUGAACGGUGAUAAUUACUCCUCUAGAGACAGCGGCCGACACGGCUCCUCUCGCGACUAUCCAUCUUCUAGAAGAGACCGCGACGAUAGGCGCGAUCGAGGCGAUACCCGAGACCGAGGCAGUGGCCGAAGAAGGUCUCGUUCUCCCGAUUACCGCAGCGGCCGGUCCCGUCGCGAAGAUGGCGACGUCGAUGCCUACUCCUCCAGCCGAAGCCACCGCGAUCGCGAGCGUGAAGACCGCUACUCGGGGCGCGACCGCCGAGGCGACAGGGAAUGGGACCGUGACCGGGGCGGCAGGGGUCGGCGAGAAGACGACGACAGGCGCGACCGUCGCGGCGGCCGGGACUUGAUCGAUGACCGCCGCGGAGGCGGGGACAGGCGUGAUCGUGAGUUUGAGAGGGAACGCGGGGACCGGCGGCGUAGUGUGUCGCCUCCGCCCAAGAAGCGCGAGCCGACCCCAGACCUGACCGACGUGGUCCCCAUUCUGGAGCGGAGGCGGCGUCUGACACAAUGGGAUAUUAAGCCGCCGGGCUAUGACAACGUCACGGCCGAGCAGGCCAAGCUGUCCGGCAUGUUCCCGCUCCCAGGUGCGCCGCGACAGCAGGCCAUGGAUCCGACCAAGCUCCAGGCUUUCAUGAACCAGCCCGGCGGUGCUGUCAACAGCGCCGCACUCAAACCAACGAACUCGCGCCAGGCCAGACGCUUAAUCAUUUCGAACCUACCACCAUCGACUACCGAAGAAAGCCUGGUCAAUUUCUUCAACCUCCAGCUCAAUGGCUUGAACGUGAUUGAAAACGCGGACCCCUGCCUGCAAGCGCACGUCGCCCACGACCGCGCCUUCGCCAUGGUCGAGUUCAGGAACAGCACAGAUGCGACGGUAGCUUUGGCUUUUGAUGGCGUAUCGAUGGAGGCGGAUGAUGCACAUGAGGCCAACGGCAACGGUGUGGCGCAUGGUGGUCUGCACAUUCGCCGGCCGAAGGACUACAUCGUUCCUGCGGUGGUGGAAGAUCCGAACUAUGACCCUGACUCGGACGUACCGUCGAGCGUGGUGCUCGACAGUCCCAACAAGAUCAGCGUAACCAACUUGCCGCUGUACCUGACAGAGGAUCAGGUUAUGGAACUACUGGUCAGCUUUGGCAAGCUCAAGUCGUUUAUCCUCGUCAAGGAUAACGGUACGCAAGAGUCACGUGGAAUCGCGUUCCUCGAGUACGCCGACCCGAGCGUCACCAACGUCGCCAUCCAAGGCCUGAACAACAUGAUGCUCGGCGAGCGCGCGCUCAAGGUCCAGAAGGCCAGCAUCGGCAUUACGCAGGUCUCGGGCGAGCUGAGCGUCAACGCCAUGUCGAUGCUUGCCGGCACAACGUCCAGCGACACCGAAGGCAGCAGGGUGGUGCAGCUGUUGAACAUGGUCACUCCGGAGGAGCUGAUGGACAACGACGACUACGAAGAAAUCCGUGAAGACGUCCAGGAGGAGUGCGAGAAGUUCGGCAAGAUUCUCUCCCUCAAGAUUCCGAGACCGGUUGGCGGCAGUAGGCAAUCUGCCGGCGUGGGCAAGAUCUUUAUCAAAUAUGAGACAUCAGAAGCCGCUACAAAGGCGCUGCGGGCUCUGGCGGGCAGGAAGUUUGCUGAUCGUACUGUCGUCACAACGUAUUUCCCAGAGGAGAAUUUCGAUGUCAAUGCAUGGUAAAGGAGCGGCCGAAGAAGGUCCUGAUGAUAUUGAGGUAUAGCUGGGAUGCAAAGCGCUGGGCAUGAGAUGAUUGCGAGAUGUCCCCUUGGCCAUCGACUCUGGAGCUCGAAUACCGGUAUUGCUGCGGCGGGUGGCAUCAAG
Messenger RNA from Parathielavia appendiculata, 1920 nucleotides. RefSeq lists its product as uncharacterized. The record is from RefSeq and is a predicted model, not a curated record. The coding region runs from base 94 to 1779 and encodes 561 amino acids. The transcript is spliced from 6 exons. Gene Ontology annotation, biological process: mRNA processing. NCBI's taxonomy places the organism in Eukaryota, Fungi, Ascomycota, Sordariomycetes, Sordariales, Chaetomiaceae. Gene Ontology annotation, cellular component: commitment complex; nuclear speck; U2-type prespliceosome. Gene Ontology annotation, molecular function: pre-mRNA 3'-splice site binding; poly-pyrimidine tract binding.